UAGCCUCGAGUUCUCGCGUUACCAAGGAGUCGAGGUACUGCUACCUGGUUAGUAGGUUGCCCUCACUAGUUGUGCCUCGCUUUUGCUACAGAACUGCUUUGUGGGCAUAAUAUCUGAUGGAAAGCCAUCAGGUCGCAAUGCCUCCGGACACAGAGGAGACAGAGCUGCUUCUUCUGGUUGUGACGCUUCUGUGCCACUGGACGAGGGUCGUGUCUGCCGCACAAGCCUUCAUGCACGCCACGGAUGUGCAUGAUAGUUUGCCGCAGGCUUCUGCACUUUCGCCGGUCAGUGGGCGCAGGGCGCGUGGGUCUCGCCGUUGGGUUGCCUUGGCCGCCGCCCCCACGCCGCGCCGCUUCUGGGUGUACCCGCACCGUAGCAGGGACUGGUGGUAUAACUGCGUGUGGUCAUCAUGGAACGAUGAGGAAUGGCUCAAGAACUUCCGCAUGAGCAGAGGAACGUUCCAGAGGAUCGUUGACAGCCUAGCACCAGCAUUGAGGCGCCAAGACACACGCAUGCGGGCGGCGUUGCCCGUGGAGAUGCGAGUGGGGAUGGCCAUUUGGUAUCUGGCCAGUCCCAACUCCUUCAGGGAGGUGCGGCAGCAGUUUGGAGUGGGCACCACCACCGCUUUCGAGGCUGUCCAUGAAUUCUGUGAAGCCGUGAAGAACAUCCUGUUCAAGAGGGUUGUCCGGUUUGCGGAUCCAGUGGAGAAGGUUAUGCGCGGAUUUGCCAACAUAGGCUUCCCACAGUGCGUCGGAGCAAUUGAUGGGUGCCACAUACAGAUUCUAAACCCAUCGGACGCCCCUGCGGACUACAUCAACAGGAAGAGGGUGGCCUCCAUUGUUCUUAUGGCUGUUUGCGAUGACAAAGGACGCUUCUUUGAGGUGGACAUUGGUCACCCCGGUAGAAGCCACGACGCGCACAUUUUCAGGGGUUGCCAUUUCACACAGGCCAUGGACAGGGCGGAAAAUCAGGACUCUCCGGAGAGUGAAUGUCGGGCUGACCCCCUGCUAACUCAGAAGGAAGAGCAGCAGCCCAUCAUAAUUGACAAGGGAGAGAGUAACAGCGAGCACUUAAGGGUCGAGCAUGUCGCCCUCUCGGGGUGUGAACUGGUCGGAAGAGGAGGUGGAGGCGAUGAUACCGUCUGUGAUCAGCAGGGUAUGGCGCCUAACCUGGUGGGUAGCCGGAAGGUUCCCAACAGUUUACCCAUCAACGUGCAGAAAGGUUACACUCUUUAA
Molecule: messenger RNA, 1235 nt
Organism: Sphaerodactylus townsendi
Lineage: Eukaryota; Metazoa; Chordata; Lepidosauria; Squamata; Sphaerodactylidae
Product: putative nuclease HARBI1
Exons: 5
Coding region: 117-1235 (372 amino acids)
Source: RefSeq, a predicted model, not a curated record